AUGGAUUCGCUGCCAGCGCGCGCACAGGAAUGCCUGCGCACACCUACUGCCCUGCAGCAGUCGCAUUUGCUAUGGAAUACUGAGCCGGCACUGUACAAGGUCGCGCUUGCGGCGCCGUCAUGCGCCGCUUUUGCCGCGUCGUUCGACGCGGCGCUGCCGCAUCCGUCGGCUACCUUUGCGCCCGAAGCGAUGGAAUGGCGCUUGGACGUGGACGCGUGUGGGAUACACGCGCCGGCAGACAUGCAUGCCGUGCAGGCGCGCUUGGCACAGGCGGAUCCAGCGCCGAACUUUUACCUCACAGACGCGGUGCAGGGCCCCGAUCCGUUUGCCAGGAUGUUGCGGCACACCAAUGCACUGGACGCACAUGCAGUGCUCACUUCCGUGCCGCACACCGUCGCGGCAAGCAUUCCGAAUGCGCUCUGGGAUGCGUUCCGGCGCGUGCGCGAGACGAACCCUGCACCGGGACUCGCGCCGUGCGCGGAUCUCGCGAGAGCCAUUGCGCUCCUGGUGCGCAUUCUGGGCGACGCACUCGCAGGCCAUGCACGCCCUGUGCCUAUCGCAGGCAAGGCAUUUUUGCAGCAGCUGCGCUGGGAGAGCUCCUCGCAAGAUUUGUUCGCGUUUCUUGGCUGGCAACUCGGCACGCUAGACGACGACCGCGAGGCACUGCAUGUCCCGCCGUGGCUCUUGGAGGGGGGCGAGGAGGGACGGCGCAAGCAGACAGUGCGUGUGUGGAUGGAGCUCGCUGUGUGGUGCGUGCACCUCGGCGGCACGCUUCCACACCACGACACACACCUCCUCGUCGAGCGCACGAACCAAGACACGAGCAUCUUUGGCUGGCCGCGCGCAGAGGCCGCACGCGGCGAGGAGGUGCGCCUGUAUGCACGCCUGGGUGUCGCUACGUGCGCUUCAGACGAGGAGGUAUGCGCUGCGUACCGCAUGAACACGGCCGCAUUUCCGCAGCACCACCAAGCGCUGUUCCGCGCGCUCGCGACGAUUGCGACGACGGCGCGUCCACACGCGGAUGACUUGGCUACUUUGGUCGCGAUCGAGCAGCAGCAUGGACUACUGACUGAGCAGGACGUGUGCGCAAGCUACGAACGCCUCGGUCUCGUCAUGCCAGCACCGCCAGCGGCGCCGGCACCGCCGCCGGCGUCGCUGGCGUUCUGGGACGAUCCUACGCCGGUGCACAUGGAUGCAGCGCGUAUUAUCGAGGCGUACGACGCCAAGAUUGCCCACGUACUCGACUGUGGCGCAGACGAGGGUCUGCAGCACGCGCGAAAAGCACUCGGCACGCUUGCGCGGCACACAGCAUCCCCCGCGCUCGAAGCGCGCCACCGUGCAAACCCCAUUGCCGACGUUGCGCUCGCAUACAAGCUCAUCCAAGUCAGCGACAAUAUCGACGAUAGCAUGAUCACCGUUGCUUUCGAAGUGUACAUGGCCGAGUCGCAAACACGCAAAGAAAUGCUGCGCACAGCGCUCGAAUUGAUUGCCGACGCUAGGGAUAGCAGCUACUUGCACCGCUACCUCUUGGGCGAUACGUCUCCAGAAGAGACACAUACGCCGCGCUGCAUGCCGCGCGGACUGAACAACAUCGGGAAUACGUGCUACUUGAACUCUGUGCUCCAGUACUUUUUUCGCAUUUCAAGUCUGCGCACCGUCGUGCAGGACAUGGGACGCGGCACAUUCAGCCAUGCACGCUGGGAGGCGGGGCCGCUGCCGACAAUCGGCGGGCGCCAAGUAUCCCUGGGUGAGCUCGAGCGCUCCUGCCGCUUCGUCCAGCUCUUGGCCGACCUGUUUGCGCAGAUGCACAGCACGGAGGAUGCGGCAGUGACGCCGCAGAAAGAACUCGCAUACCUCGCGCUCGUCCCCCUCGCUUGGGAGGAAGCAUCGGCUGGAAAAGAGCGCGAUGCGCUCCUUUAUCAAGUGGGCACGCAGCAGGACGUGAGCGAGUGUUUGGACAAUAUGGUCUUUCAAAUCGAAGCCGCGCUCCUCUGCGCAAAAGACGCGGAAUGGGCAGACAGGCACAGCGCGGCCAUGUCGCGCUUGUUUGUCGGGCGCUCCACGCAACGUCUCGUGUCGCUCGAGGAUACAGAGAGCAGCCAUGUGAAGGAGGAGGCUUUCAAGAGCGUGCCCGUCACGCUCUGGAAAGAGUCACGAGAUAUGUACGAUGCACUGGAUACAUUCUUCGACGACGAAAUUGUUUUGGGCGCAGACGGAAAGCAGAUGCAGCGCUCAGUGAGUUUGCUCGACGCACCGCCUUUGCUUCAGGUGCAUGUCCAGCGCGUUCAGUACGAUCGCACAAUGCGGCGCGCGGUAAAAAGCCAGGCAGGACUCGCGCUCGACGAUGCGCUUUUCCUCGAUCGGUACAUGGCAAACGACGACCCGCGACUCGCGCCGCUGCACAAAAAAACGCGCGAGCUCCGCUCGGAAAUUACACGGCUGCUUGCACAGCUGCAGCGCGUGCUUGGCGAGGAUGCAUUGCUUCCCUCCAAGCUCGACACACUCCAGACGGCGCUGGACGCACUCAAAGACACGGCGCCGCCGCCGCUCGCGUCGCUCUUGGACGCGGAACGCAUCGCAGAACUUGGUUCAAGCGCAGAUGAACUACGCAAAGAGGCAGCAUCCAUCCGCACAAAACUCCACGAACAUCGCACCGCACUCCACGUACUGUGGGCCGACGAGCAGCGCGUAGGCUACCGGCUUGCAAGCGUGUUUAUGCACCGCGGCGAAGCCUCCCACGGCCACUUUUUCGUCGACCAGCGCGACUUUGCCACCGAUGCGUGGGUUUUGUUCAACGAUAAUCGUGUGCAUACGAUUCCAUUCGCAGAAGUGCAGCGAGAGUAG
Molecule: messenger RNA, 2844 nt
Organism: Malassezia vespertilionis
Lineage: Eukaryota; Fungi; Basidiomycota; Malasseziomycetes; Malasseziales; Malasseziaceae
Gene: UBP2
Product: ubiquitinyl hydrolase 1
Exons: 1
Coding region: 1-2844 (947 amino acids)
Biological process (GO): protein deubiquitination; proteasome-mediated ubiquitin-dependent protein catabolic process; regulation of proteasomal protein catabolic process
Molecular function (GO): proteasome binding; cysteine-type deubiquitinase activity
Source: RefSeq, a predicted model, not a curated record